ACUCUCCCUCGUCAGGGCUCAAACGUACACCAAUAGUACGUAAAACACCCUCAACUCUCAGUUCUCUCUCUCUCUCUCUCUCUCUCUAAAUUACUACAUCAUACUCUGAUCUAAUGGCGUCUCCUCCAGACACCAGCAAGACCUCAAAGCUCGAACGCUACAACAGCUACAUGAGAAGAGUAAACAGCACAAAGCUCUUAGCAGCUUCCUCUAAACUCCUCUUCCGAGUCACUCUCUUAGUAGCUCUCGUCCUCAUCUUCUUCUUCACCUUGAAUUACCCUCCCCUUUCCGAUCACAAUCACCACAUCCACACCACCCACACCUUCCCCUCCUCCACCUUCUACGGCGGCGGCCCCUCCUGGGAAAAGCAAGUCCGCCACUCCGCCACCCCCCGCCGCCCCCACGGCUUCUCCGUUCUAGUCACCGGCGCCGCCGGUUUCGUCGGUACCCACUGCUCUCUCGCGUUGAAAAAACGCGGCGAUGGAGUUCUCGGCCUCGAUAAUUUCAAUUCGUAUUACGACCCGUCUCUGAAACGAGCGAGACAACAGCUUUUAACGAAGCACGAGAUCUUCAUCGUUGAAGGAGAUCUAAACGAUGCCGAAUUGCUUUCCAAGCUCUUCGACAUUGUUCCACUUACUCACAUCCUUCAUCUCGCGGCUCAAGCCGGCGUGCGCUACGCCAUGCAGAAUCCCCAAUCCUAUGUCAGCUCCAACAUUGCCGGUUUCGUUAACCUCCUGGAAGUGGCUAAAGCCGCCGACCCUCAACCCUCGAUUGUCUGGGCUUCAUCAAGCUCUGUUUACGGACUCAACACUCAAAACCCGUUUUCCGAAUCUCACAGGACAGACCAGCCGGCUAGCCUGUACGCCGCCACGAAAAAAGCCGGCGAGGAAAUCGCUCACACCUACAACCACAUCUACGGGCUUUCAAUUACGGGGCUCCGAUUCUUCACCGUAUACGGACCCUGGGGAAGACCCGACAUGGCGUACUUUUUCUUCACCAAAGAUAUUCUCCAAGGAAAACCCAUUAACAUCUAUGAAGCUCACGAUCACGACGGCGCUGCGGUUGCGCGUGACUUCACGUACAUCGACGACGUCGUAAAAGGGUGUCUAGGAGCGAUCGACACCGCCAAAAAGAGCACCGGAAGCGGCGGAAAGAAGCGCUCGCCGGCGCAGCUGAGGAUCUACAACCUCGGCAAUACAUCGCCGGUGCCGGUGAAAAAUCUGGUGUCGAUUUUGGAAUCGCUGUUGAACGUGCAGGCCAAGAAACAUGUGAUCAAGAUGCCUAGAAACGGCGACGUUCCGUUCACACACGCUAACGUGAGCCUGGCGUACAGGGACUUCGCGUACAAGCCGACCACCGACUUGGCUACAGGGUUGAGAAAGUUCGUCAAGUGGUACGUUAGUUAUUAUGGGAUUGAGUCGAGGGUAAAAAAGGAAAUACACAGCUCCACCAAUAAUGAUAAAGCAUGAUCAUCACAUUAUGUCCAACACAUCAUCACAUGGGUAUUUUUAUUUUUUGUUUUAAGUUAUUGUUGUGGUGCUCCUGUGAUGUAUUGGAUCAAAAAAAUUUGAUGUUAAUGUUGUAAGAUAGAUAUACAGAUUUUUAUAUACACCAUAUAGAGGGAUUUGGGAAGAGUUGGAUAAGUGUAGAGAUCUCUGAGAUUGGGGGGAGGUGUAAUAAUGUACUUGUGAGGUGUAAGGAAGAAGGUUGAGUUUCUGCUCAAAACAAGGGGCAGAUCAACCGUUGGAUUUGUAAUCAUCAUUUGUGAUUGAAUUGAACAACAAUGAAUCACAUCCAGAUUCUGCUUAUCAUA
Camellia sinensis is the source of this 1813-nucleotide messenger RNA. Its product is annotated as UDP-glucuronate 4-epimerase 6. NCBI's taxonomy places the organism in Eukaryota, Viridiplantae, Streptophyta, Magnoliopsida, Ericales, Theaceae. The record is from RefSeq and is a predicted model, not a curated record.